Messenger RNA from Pestalotiopsis fici W106-1, 531 nucleotides. RefSeq lists its product as uncharacterized. Bases 1 to 531 code for a protein of 176 amino acids. Lineage: Eukaryota; Fungi; Ascomycota; Sordariomycetes; Amphisphaeriales; Sporocadaceae. The transcript is spliced from 2 exons. The record is from RefSeq and is a predicted model, not a curated record.
AUGCACCUUGAACAUCUCGGCAAACUUGUGUUCAAAGCCGCCGACCGAUUCGUAGAAUACUACUACGACACAUUAAACAAGCCUCACCGCAGCAGCUCACCCACCCAGGGCCUGUCGCAAUUCUACGCGUCCACCUCGGCGCGGCUGACGGCAGCAGGCCUGACGCCCGACAUUAGCAUCAACGGGCACGUGUGCUCUUCGGCGUCGGGCGCCGUGCAAGAGUUCCAGGACCUGCUGGAAAAGCAAGGGCAUCCGGUCCACUUUGACGUGCUCAGCGUCGACGCGCACCCCGUCAACCCGCACUAUGUCCUCGGCAGUACCGACCCCGAGGUCCAGAGCGACCGCGGCGACAAGCUCAGCCUCUCGCUCCAGGUUGCCGGCACGGUCCGUUUCGGCAAGGGAGACGAGGCGGUUGUCCGGGGCUUUAAUGAUGCCUUUGUCUUGGUCCCGCACUGGGAGGCGCAGGGCAGGAAUGCGCCCAGGGGGUUGAGGAAAUGGGUCGCCAUUAGUCAGAAUCUGAGGUAUCUCUAA